AUGUCUCUAAAAUCCCAUUUUUUCAUGUUGGGUAUUUUUUGUUCAUUAAUUUUUACAACAUAUCCAUCUAAUUAUCCCUUUUUAAAACCUGAUCAUUUAUUUAGAAGCUACAUGAUAAGUUAUUAUUCUAUGAAUGACAAUAGUAAGAGUCGUUAUUACUACGACUACGAGUUAGAUCCACAAAAGUUGGUCAACUAUGAUAGGAUGAUUCUGGAACGCAUAAGGCAGCAUUCACAUCUACAUAGAGCCAUUGCUCCUUCACCUCAACCUCACAAAAUCAUCAAUAUCGACCAUUUUGUUAGAUCAGGGCACCGAAGGAAAGAUCACACCAAGGCUUUUAUGAAAGCUUGGAAGGUAGCUUGUGCAAAGGGAGGGGUUUUGCUAGUGCCUCAAGACAAAACAUAUAGGGUCAGGCCAAUCAAGUUCUCUGGACCUUGUCAUUCUCAACUAAUAUUCAAGAUCAAAGGAACAAUCGAGGCAUCUACAAGGAUAUCAGAUUAUAGAGAUCGACGACUAUGGUUAGUAUUUGCAAAUUUACACAAUUUUAAGGUAGAAGGUGGAGGUAUUAUUGAUGGAAUGGGCCAAGUUUGGUGGAAGAAUUCUUGCAAGAUCAACAAAACCAAGUCGUGUCAACAUGCACCUACGGCUGUAACCUUUGUUGGGUGCAAGAACUUCAUGUUGGAUGGAUUAAAGAUAACGAAUGCACAACAAAUGCACCUAACCUUCCAGAGAUGUAAUGCUGUAAGAGCUUCCAAUAUUUUCAUUAAAGCACCAGCAAAUAGCCCCAACACUGAUGGAAUUCAUAUUACUGAGACUCGAAAUAUUCGACUUACAAGAUCUUUGAUUAGAACUGGGGAUGAUUGCAUAUCAAUAGUAAGUGGAUCAAAAAAUGUUCAUAUAUCUGAAAUAACAUGUGGACCGGGCCAUGGAAUCAGUAUUGGAAGCUUAGGCAAGGGAAAUUCCAAGGCCAUAGUUUCAAACGUAUUGGUAAACAAUACAAGACUUUGUGGAACUCAAAAUGGAGUGAGAAUAAAGACUUGGCAGGGAGGACAAGGGUAUGUAAAAAAUGUUGUGUUUCAAAAUAUAACAAUGCGUAACGUUAGCAAUCCAAUCAUUAUUGAUCAACAUUAUUGCGAUCAAAAAACACCGUGUUCAGAAAAGGAAUGGGCAGUUCAGGUAAGCAAUGUGGUGUAUGAGAGCAUCAAGGGAACGAGUUUUACAGAAGCAGCCAUAAAAUUUGAUUGCAGCAAAAGCCAUCAAUGCCAUAGAAUUUUGCUGCAUAAUAUAGACUUAGUACUUGAAAAAGGACAUAAAUCAGCAUCGGCAUUAGCUAGGGCUGACUGCAAAAAUGUUGAACUAUACAAUAGGGGAAAAGUUGCACCUAGAUGCUUUCAUGAAACUUAG
Amaranthus tricolor (Joseph's coat) is the source of this 1404-nucleotide messenger RNA. RefSeq names its product polygalacturonase QRT2-like. Gene Ontology annotation, molecular function: polygalacturonase activity. The record is from RefSeq and is a predicted model, not a curated record. Bases 1 to 1404 code for a protein of 467 amino acids. Gene Ontology annotation, biological process: anther dehiscence; fruit dehiscence; pectin catabolic process. The transcript is spliced from 9 exons. Lineage: Eukaryota; Viridiplantae; Streptophyta; Magnoliopsida; Caryophyllales; Amaranthaceae.